CCGCCCGCCGUCAGUGCUCUCGCGAUUGCCGUACGUUUGCGUCCGUAGUCUGUCGCGCUCGCGCGCGAGUCCCGACGAAAUCGUUCUCGCCAUAGGUAUAUCCGCACGCUCGGCGUGUCGGACGAUAUCAACGUUUUUUAGAAUAUUAUAAUAUUAUUAUUAUUAUCGUCGUCGUUAUUGAAUAUUAUUAUUAUUAUUAUUACACACUGCAAUAAUUAAUUACUGUUGUUUGUGCCGCCGUCCGAUCGCGUCACAAUAUUUCCACCGCGUUUCGAGACGCGUAGUCUCGUGAAAGUUUGUCCUGUCGUCGGCCGACGACGGCCACCGAACAAAGUAGUGGCGCUUCGCGCACGGCCUACUGUCGCGAGCCCGCCGCCGUUGAAAUGGAAAACAAAAAACCCAAAGAGAAGCGAAGAAAUUCUGAGAGACGAAAAGAAAAAUCAAGGGAUGCGGCUCGAUCUAGACGUAGUAAAGAAACUGAGAUAUUUACAGAUCUUGGAUCAGCAUUACCUUUACCAGCAUCCGUUAUUAGUCAGUUAGAUAAAGCAACUAUUAUGCGAUUGACUAUUGCAUCUUUCAAAAUUAUGGACGCUUUAUCAUCAACAAAUAUUGAUGUAAAACCUGAUGAAAAAGAUUGUCCUCCAAACAUAAGUGGAAUAUGUAACAAAGCAUUGGAUGGCAUUGUAUUAAUUACCACGGCCGAUGGAGAUAUAAUCUUCAUAUCAGAAAAUAUUUCCAGCUACUUAGGCUUAUCACAGAUUGAUUUAAUCGGACAAUCGAUUUAUGAGUUCGCUCAUCUUUGCGACCAAGCUGAGUUAAAAGAUAUUUUAACUAACAAAGACAUUGGUGAACAAAAGUCGUUUUUUGUUCGAAUGAAAUGUACUCUUACCAAUAAAGGGCGCAAUGUUAAUCUGAAAUCAGCAUCAUACAAGGUGCUGCAUUUUACAGGACAUUCAGUUAUCAACACUUGUGCCAAAAUAAAAUCAUCAAUUUUAUCAGGUGGAGAAUCUGAUUCAGACUACGAAUCAGAUAAAAAAACAGAUUCUGAUAGUAAAUCUAAUAAUAUUAAUUUAAAGUUUGAAAAAACUGAUAAUGAUUCUCCAUCUCAUAUAUUUGUGUCGAUUGCUGAACCAAUACCACAUCCAGCAAAUAUUGAGAUACCAUUGUAUAAACAGAGCAAGAUAUUUUUCAGCAAGCAUUCAUUAGAUAUGAAAUAUAUAAUCGCUGAUGAUGUUAUAACAAGCUAUGUUGGUUAUGAACCAGAUUCAUUGGUUGCAAAAUCUGUGUUUGAUUAUUAUCAUGCUCAAGAUUGUAAUUCGGUUGAAAAAAGUUUUAAAAUAUUAUUCGAGAAAGGACAGGUAGAGACAGACAGAUAUCGAUUUUUGUCGAAAGGAGGUGGCUAUGUUUGGAUAGUUACACAAGCAACUAUACUAAAUGAUCACAAGGGUUUAAAACCAGAAAGCAUUAUGUGUAUUAAUUAUGUAAUCAGUGGCGUGGAACACGGCGACGAGAUCUAUUCACUGUGCCAGCUAUCGCCGGUAGUCUGCAAGCCCGCCAUCCAAGACAAACCAUCAUCGCCGCAAAAGCAAAAGCAACAGCCACAGCAACAGAAACAACAACCUGUAACUUCUGCGAAAAAACCGUCGUCCACGGAAAAAGUGUUUAAGCCCAAGUGUUUGGUGGACUCUUCCACGUUCUUGUUGCCGGCAGGCAAUGGACCAGUUUAUCUGGACGUGAACGGUGACGGUAAACCGAGAGCCGUAUUGCAGUCGGUCACAUCUACCGCCAGUGUCAUUAAAAAGAAGCCUGAAUCGUGCUCGGAGAGCCCGAAAGCCACUACGUCCAAGAUUUUCGCCCCGCGAACCGAAGACAUGAACAAGGGAUUCCUGACAUUUUCGGAUGACGACACGGGACUAACCAUGCUCAAAGAUGAACCGGAAGACUUGACUCAUCUGGCCCCGACGGCCGGUGAUGUGUGCGUGCCGCUGGACACUUGUGGUCUCGGGCAUUUGGGCUUGUUCAUGUCCGACGUGCUUGAUGACCUCAUACUCACCGACUGUUCAUUGGCACCGUUUGACUCGUUGCCUGCAGCUCCGUCUCUGCACGAUGCGUACUCUUCUGCCUCCCGGUCUUCGCCGCCAAUGCACCACCUACAUCACCAUCACCUCCACCACGGCGGCGACGAACUGUCGCAGCACGCUGUCACCGACUUGUGCGAUCCGACCAUGUCCUCGCUGCUGGGCAUGGACCUGGACAAUAGUCCCAAUGACUUGGACCUGGACUUAUCGCUCAAGAAUCAGUUCAUACCCUUAUACGAAGACGACCUAUAUCCACUGCUGUCGGACGACCUUCUGUGGGGCAGUGGUGACAGGUCGCCUUCGCCCAAACCGUCGCCGACUGCGACCAAUCACCACGACGGCAGCAGCAGAAACAACAACUGGCAUGUGCCGACGACGGAAGAUAUCGUCGGGAAAAACUCGAUGGACAGAGAUGCGCCGCCGUCUCCGAGUCUGGCCAAGUUGCUGCAGAAAACCGACACAGAUGCACUGCCCUGCAGACAACAGCAUUUUGACAGCGGUGGCAGCCUCCUGCACAUGGACGGCGGUGACUCAUGGGGAUCAAUCAGUAAAAUGUUACACCAGCGGUACAACUCGGGUGGUUCCUCUGGGUCUGAACCUACGAUUGCUACGACAGAUCAGCGCCUCGGCCAACAUAAUCCCUUACGGCAACAACAACCACAGCAACAGCAACAGUUGGAUUGUAACGGAUCGGCAGCAGGAGGUGCCCGAGCCAAUGUUGGCGGUGUCAAGCGAACUGGGCCGAAUGCCACUGCAGCUGCGACCCCGUCGUCGUGGAAACGGUGCAGACAAGAAGAAACGGCUAAACAGGGUGCCUCUAACAGCGUGCUGAUGAACCUGCUGGUCAGCGGUUGUGAUGAUGACUCGGGAAAAACGUUGGUUGGCAAGAACUCUGUGGUGAAAAAUGAUUCGCAGCCGAGGCACCGGUCGAGACUAAAGGCCGUCUCGUGCCUGUUGGACCCGGGCAGCACUUCCAUACCGUCGCUGAUGGACCUGACCGCACAUGACUACGACGUGAACGCUCCGGCUGGUGGAGCUCUACUCCAGGGGUCGGAACUUCUGAAGGCCCUGGAAAUCGGAGGCGGCGGGGGUGGCAACAUAGCCGUCGCAUAGUUGCCGAAAAAUCAGAAGCAGGAGCAGGAGAAAAGAGAGAAGGAUAAACAACAUUUUUGAGCAUUAAUCAAUAUUUACUGCGUCUAUCACACACAUGUACACACACACACACACACACAAAUAAUAUUUGGUAUAUCUAUUAUUCCGGUUACAAACUUGAAAUGUCAUAACACUCUAAUGAUAAGUCACACUACGUAAUGUUUUUAACAUUCGACAAUAAUUAUUUUGUACAACGGUUAUUCGUAAUUAUUGUGCGGAUGACGGAGCAGAAGAAUCCGUCCGCAGUAUAUCUCUUCAUUUUUAUUUGUAUAGGUCAUUGUUAUAACUCAGGGCUACACAGUAAUCCGAUUUCUGAGCAACAAUCGCGAUGAAUGAUUUACAUCGAUAUUUGUUGUUAUCUUCGUUUGUUGUCUAUGCUCGUCAUAAAUCGCGUAUAUAACUGUUCUCAUUAUUAUUGUUAUUUCAUCCUCCCCCCCUUCCAAAAAAAAAAAAACAAAUAUACACCUCCAAAAUGUGUGUGCCACUACUUCCCUUCUGCUCCGAGACUUCUUAUUUAUAUUAUAUAAAAACUAUAUUAUUAUGAUAUCAUAUUCUUAUACUAACCUCUUAUAAUAUAUUGUUUUCGUUUACCAUCGCUUGCUGUGUACCGCUUAGUUUUUAAUUUUUUUGAUUUUUUUUUCGAUUUUCUGUACACCGAAAAAUAUUACGCACUACUCGCGUGUGUAGCGUUGGUUUCGGGAUAAUGUGCUGGACCCCGCGAAACCGAUUUUUAUUUAGUUAUCAUUAUGUUAUAGUUAUAUGUACCACAUUUUUUCCACAGAGUAUACCGAUAUCAUUACUAUUAAUAUUAUUAUUAUUAUUACUAUUAUUAUCGUUGUCAAUGAGAAACGUCUUACAACUGAUCUUUUAAUAUUAAGUUUAAAAUUAACCUUUUUUCUACGUCGAAAGCAAACUUCAUAAUCUCUUUUUCGGUUACCGAAAUUAAUUUAAUAAUACGUAGGUACCUUUAUAUAUUGUAAUUUUAAUAUUUUAAUUUUGUAAUGGAGGGGACGAAUGAAGUAAGAGCGAAGUAAAAAAAAAUUAAGAACAGUGUUACCCAUACAGGUACAUGUGCAUAAAUGGACGAUUUAACGAAAAAAAAGAAAGAAAGACGAAUUGAAAAUAAUUAUGUGCUGUAAGCCCGUAAAUUUAACUAUCACAACUUAAGCAUUCGUUAAGUACAUAUUGUGCCUAUGCGGAGUAAUUUAAAACUGCUCUUAAAUUUUUUUGUACUUGCGGCAAAAGGAUAUAAUUUAUAGUGAACGGUGAUGGUUUUGUGUAAAACACGUCCGAAUGCUCAAAUAUUAUUUUGUAUAAUUCUUUUUUAGAUGGAAAAAUUAUAUUUAAGUGAUAUUUAUUAAGGGACAUUUACGUGAGUGUAAGCGUAAAGAUAUUUUUCGAUACAUUUCUUUAUUUUGUUAACUUUUUUUUUUUUGUUUUUGAUUUUAUUUUAUUUUACUUUUUCAAAGUAGUUAUUUUAGUUAAACAGUUUGCAUUGUUUGCUAUACAUUCAUAUAAUAUACAUAAAUAAAUAAAUAUAUAUAAUUAUUAUAUACUUA
This is a messenger RNA of Aphis gossypii (cotton aphid), 4789 nucleotides long. RefSeq names its product hypoxia-inducible factor 1-alpha-like. The record is from RefSeq and is a predicted model, not a curated record. The transcript has 12 exons. Bases 384 to 3191 code for a protein of 935 amino acids. Gene Ontology annotation, cellular component: transcription regulator complex; nucleus; cytoplasm. Lineage: Eukaryota; Metazoa; Arthropoda; Insecta; Hemiptera; Aphididae. Gene Ontology annotation, biological process: regulation of transcription by RNA polymerase II; cellular response to hypoxia. Gene Ontology annotation, molecular function: RNA polymerase II transcription regulatory region sequence-specific DNA binding; protein dimerization activity; DNA-binding transcription factor activity, RNA polymerase II-specific.